GCGUGUCUGUGAGAUGAAGCAGAUUACAAAGAUGCUGGAACUUCCUCAAGCCCUUCAAUCCACUGUAGAAAGAGACAGCAAAGUUAAGCCCAUCGCAGAUCCUGCCCUGUCUACGUCACUGGGGAAAGUGGGAAGCACACAGGGCUGAAGACGCGAUGAACAAGAAGUUCAACAUGCAGCAGAAAAGUGGGCGAGGAGCGGCGCAGGAAAUGAGGUGCAGUCUUGGCUUCGUCUAUAUCUUCUCCUACUAUUUACUCCAGUUCUGUGGACACACAUGGAUCUUCUCCAACAUGACCGCCAGAUUUCUCUCGUUUGGAUUCGAUGCUUUAGCUGGCACCUUUUAUUUUGUGGGUGUGAUGAUGAGCCUGUGCCAGCUUCUGUCAGUGCUGGAGCUUUUCCACAUUGCAGACGGAAUAGAAGAGUGUCAGCUCUUUCCUCGACUUGUCCAGGUGGUUGAGAGAAAUUUCCUUUUAUUCCUAAUCAUCAGUCAAGAGGAGUUUCAGAGUAAAACAGUAGUGUGUGUGCUGUUUUAUCUGUGGAAUAUUUUACACCUGGUGAGGUACCCAUAUCAACUGAUGUGCCUCAUUAGCACACCAUCAUUCAAUAUGUUGUGGGCACGGUACACCCUCACCAUCCCAGUCUACAUACUGUCUGUGAUCACAGAAGGAAUCAGUAUUUUACAGGUGUUGCCAUAUUACGAGUCGCAAGGCACAAAUUCUGUCUGUGUACCUUUCCCAUACCUGCUAUUGGCUUACCUUCCUGUGUUGGCAGCAGGUUCUGGAUUAACAGUACGAAUCUUACUAAGAGAAAGGAGUCAGGCUCUGGACAGCUGGAAUAGGAAGACAAAGCAGGGCUAAGUGAAGAGGAAAUUUAUUCCACUUCUCCAAGGACAUGACAAGUGAAAAGGACACGACUCCAGAAUACUCAGCAUCAUUUACAUAUUUUUUGGCAUUUAAGACUGGAAGGAUAUGCAUA
Messenger RNA from Hemibagrus wyckioides, 975 nucleotides. RefSeq names its product 3-hydroxyacyl-CoA dehydratase 4 (gene hacd4). Gene Ontology annotation, molecular function: 3-hydroxyacyl-CoA dehydratase activity. Gene Ontology annotation, cellular component: endoplasmic reticulum membrane. The transcript is spliced from 7 exons. The record is from RefSeq and is a predicted model, not a curated record. The coding region runs from base 156 to 857 and encodes 233 amino acids. Lineage: Eukaryota; Metazoa; Chordata; Actinopteri; Siluriformes; Bagridae. Gene Ontology annotation, biological process: sphingolipid biosynthetic process; fatty acid elongation; very long-chain fatty acid biosynthetic process.